This is a messenger RNA of Lathyrus sativus (Indian pea), 1338 nucleotides long. The record is from the annotation of a GenBank genome assembly. Lineage: Eukaryota; Viridiplantae; Streptophyta; Magnoliopsida; Fabales; Fabaceae.
AUGAAAACCUUCCUUCCAGGAACCAGUAUAGAUUUGCAAACCCUACCUGCGAUAUCAAGUGAUGGUUCCCAAAUCUCUGGAAAACGAAUAUUCCAUCGUCUGUUUUGGGCAUUUCGUCUGUGUAUACGUGGCUUCGCCUACUGUAAGCCCAUUGUGCAAGUAGACGGAACUUGGUUGUAUGGCAAGUACAGAGGAACUCUAUUGAUGGCGGUGGCACAGGAUGGCAACGCAAAUAUUUUCCCAAUAGCAUUCGCAUUGGUCGAAGGUGAAACAAAGGAAGCAUGGAGCUUUUUUCUAAGGAACCUAAGAUUACACGUGACACCACAACCUAAUUUGUGUCUAAUAUCUGAUAGACAUGAAUCGAUAAAGAGUGCAUACAACAAUCCCGAAAACUUAUGGCAACAUCCACCAUCUUCACAUGUCUACUGCAUAAGACACAUUGCUCAGAACUUCAUGUGCGAGAUUAAGGACAAGGAUCUACGCAAAAAACUUGUUAACAUGGGUUACACAUUGAUGGAGGCUACAUUUAAUUACUAUCGUGAAGAAAUCAGAAGAACAAACAUUGAGGCUUCAAAUUGGAUAGACAACAUUCCUAGGGAGAAGUGGGCUAGAGCAUUUGACAGAGGGCAACAUUGGGGACAUAUGACAUCUAACUUGACAGAGGCAAUAAACUCUGUUCUAAAGACAACAAGAAACCUUCCAAUCACUACAUUGGUCCACUCUACAUACUAUCGGAUGGGUUCACUCUUUGGUAAACAAGGACACAAAUGGACCAAAAUGCUAUCUUCAGGAAAAGUUUUCACAGAUGGUUGUAACAAGGGAAUGGCUGAUGAGGUAGCCAAGGCUAACACACACAACGUCAUGCAAUUUGAUCAUGAAAAAUUAUGUUUCAUGGUGCAGGAAAAGAUUAAUUACAAUGAUGGUCGUCCAACGGGUACUUUCAGCGUUGACUUGAGGAAUCGUUUGUGUGACUGUGGAAAAUUUCAAGCAUUUCACUUGCCUUGCUCCCACGUGAUAGCGGCAUGUUCUAGCAUACGACAAGACUACACAAUUCACAUUCCAGAGGUCUUCACAGUUCUUAACAUAUUCAAGGUCUACAAGGAAUGCUUCCUGGGACUACCGCACGAGGAGAACUGGCCAAAAUAUGAAGGUUUUACUCUAUGCCACGACGAUUCCAUGAGAAGAAAUAAAAAGGGACGUCCAACCAGUAGUAGAAUUAGAACUGAGAUGGACGACGUUGAAAAAGAGAAGAGAAGGUGUGGGAUUUGCAGAGAAAUAGGUCAUAUGCGUAGAAGAUGUCCCAAUGUUGUCGGUCCGUCAAACCGACCAAAAAGAUAA